UCAUUUUCGUUAAAGGUAAAUUCGUGAGGAUUCUAACGCUGCAUCUAUUCCGGGAAUUUGAGAGACAAAAAUGGUGGCCCUGAGUUUGGUUUCGUUGGGGCGUUUCGCUCUUAUGGUCCUUCUGCUUCUCCAGUGUGGUUUUCUUACAGCUUUUCCGGUCCGAUACAAGAAUGAUUUUCGUCUGAUACCCGUGGCAUUGCUCUAUGCCCCCGCGAUCAUUUACUCGACAUAUUUUCAAGCACAACUUAUUAAGACAUUCUUCACUUGGUUCCUAUACGUUCUCUUUGCCCUGAUACCACACGUUGCUAUCACUUUUGCGCUAUGCAGAGAUGAGCUCGAUAAGCACAACUUUCUUGGGCCGAACUGUCUGAGAGUGAUUCUUUGCAUUACGCCUUUAGUUUUUCUGCUUUUGGUGAAUACGGCUAGCGAUUUGAACGAAUCUGAAGAGUACCAGCGGUUAGCAACGCUAUUGUCCGUUCAGUCAACCAUCGAUCUUUUCGAUGGAGUAGAAAUGUUGGGUAUUGUGAUCGACAACAAGGAAAAUGCACUCGGGAUUUCGAAAGAGUUUGAGACAGGAUUGAUCGUCAUGGCUUGCUUGAGUUUUCUGUUGACCCUGUCACAAGUAAUGGAGAAAGACCUCGGCAACAUUGAUGGGAGCGUUUCGCCUCGUGAAAAAGUGGCGAUUGUUGGAAAUGUUUUACAAAUUUUUGUGGUGAAUUUGCCAUUCCUGAUAAUGCGCCUGGUUGUGUUUAUAAAAUAUAACAAAGAUGAGUCUAUUUUCAUUGCAAAGAAUGGCAUCGCCACAUUUCUAUCUGCUUUUCAGAUUUACUGGAUUAAAAAAACUGAGAGUGAACUACGACUGUGGCAGUAAUACGCCCGCAGAGUAUUAUUCGUUUUCCUUCAAUUUACUACCAUUACUUAACAAGAGUGUGUGCUUGAAAACUAUAAUUAAAGCCAAAUAUUUCAGUUUUAAGAAUCCGUUCAUACGCUAAAUGAUGAAAUCAUGGAUAAAAAAUAGCUAUAACGAGAUGUGCGAUUCUAUCACCUGCGUAUCUUGUGAUAACAUUUGCAUUGGUGAAAUUUUAUCCUGAGAUAAAAGUUGUUGUAUUGAGUCCUCUACAGUUUGAUGAUUGAAUGAUACUAAAUGAAUUGUAGUUACGUCGGUGAAAAUGAGCAGCUUUAACUGCGGUGGUCUAUAAGGAUUUCAAUGUCUAAGAAAAGCCAUAACUACACACGUGUAAAAUUAUUACAAUUUUUUACAUUUUGUAUAUUGAAGAAUGAUGCAAGGCAAGGUUUUCUUCUCUCAAUAUAAAUCAUGAAAAAUGAGAAGAAAUGCCAAAACCUGUUGUCCGGAAUUAUGCUCAUCAGGGGCACAAUUUUGUGAUAUCUCUGAUAACAUUCAGGAAAUUAUGGUCACAUAUUAAUUCAAGCGCUGAUCAAAUAUAUUAUUUAUCCGAAACCACCGAAAAUGAAACUGGGAAACUUACCAAUUUUAGUGGCUGCGCAGUUGAUCCUCGACACACCUUAACAUUUUUUCAAGAUUCGAAUAGAUUUUCGGGAAAUUCCCUAGCCUUCAGAAAACGAAACUGGCAGCGAAGCUUUAUGACUCAAUCCAUGAAAUAAAAUGCUCACUGUUCUUCUU
Messenger RNA from Stylophora pistillata, 1642 nucleotides. RefSeq lists its product as uncharacterized. The record is from RefSeq and is a predicted model, not a curated record. Lineage: Eukaryota; Metazoa; Cnidaria; Anthozoa; Scleractinia; Pocilloporidae.